Rhinopithecus roxellana (golden snub-nosed monkey) is the source of this 408-nucleotide messenger RNA. RefSeq names its product succinate dehydrogenase cytochrome b560 subunit, mitochondrial-like. The transcript has 2 exons. Gene Ontology annotation, biological process: tricarboxylic acid cycle; mitochondrial electron transport, succinate to ubiquinone. Lineage: Eukaryota; Metazoa; Chordata; Mammalia; Primates; Cercopithecidae. Gene Ontology annotation, molecular function: succinate dehydrogenase activity; electron transfer activity. Gene Ontology annotation, cellular component: membrane. The record is from RefSeq and is a predicted model, not a curated record. Bases 1 to 408 code for a protein of 135 amino acids.
AUGGCUGUGCUCUUGCUGAGACAUGUUGGUCGUCAUUGCCUCCGAGCCCACUUUAGCCCUCAGCUCUGUAUCAGAAAUUGGUCUCUUCCCAUGGCGAUGUCCACCUGCCACCGUGGCACUGGUAUUGCUUUGAGUGCAGGGGUCUCUCUUUCUGGCAUGUUGGCCCCGUUACUCCCUGAGAACUUUGAGUCUUAUUUGGAACUCGUAAAGUCCCUGUGUCUGGGGCCAGCACUGAUCCAGACAGCUAAGUUUGCACUUGUCUUCCCUCUCAUAUAUCAUACCUGGAAUGGGAUCCGACACUUGUUGUGGGACCUGGGAAAAGGCCUGAAGAUUCCCCAGCUAUACCAGUCUGGAGUGGUUGUCCUGGUUCUUACUGUGUUGUCCUCUAUGGGGCUGGCAGCCAUGUGA